Molecule: messenger RNA, 1884 nt
Organism: Gloeophyllum trabeum ATCC 11539
Lineage: Eukaryota; Fungi; Basidiomycota; Agaricomycetes; Gloeophyllales; Gloeophyllaceae
Product: alcohol oxidase
Exons: 11
Coding region: 1-1884 (627 amino acids)
Molecular function (GO): oxidoreductase activity, acting on CH-OH group of donors; flavin adenine dinucleotide binding
Source: RefSeq, a predicted model, not a curated record
AUGAUCUCCUCAAGGUCGGUCUUGAGUCUUCUGCUCUCUUCGACGCUCGUAAGUGCCGCAAUCGUCGAUCCAGCGACAUUUGCGAGCACCAAAUUUGACUUCAUUGUCGCGGGAGGCGGCACUGCCGGAACCGCCGUUGCAGCAAGGCUUUCUGAAGUUUCAGACUGGACUGUUGGGCUGAUUGAGGCCGGAGAAUACCGGCCAGACGACGAGAAGAUCCUUGUGCCGCAAGGAUGGCAUACAGGGAAAACAUGGGGUGACCCUACCUAUGACUGGGGCUUCUACACCACUCCCCAGAAGAACCUAGCCAACCGGGAGAUUCAGAUUGUCCGCGGAAAAGUCUUGGGCGGUAGUUCUGCUGUUAACUUAAUGGGUGUGUUCCUGGCUGGAGCCGUGGAGUACGAUCAAAUCGGCCAGUUAGGAAACGACGGAUGGAAUUAUGAGAACACCCUGAAGUACUUCAAGAAGGCGACCAACAUGUCCGUUGCACCCAAAGAUCUUCAGGAACAGGAGCAUGCCACCUUCGAUCCCAAGUAUCACGGUGACAGCGGUCCUAUCCACGCAUCCUUCUCUGGAUGGUUCAGCCAGGCAAUGCCUCCACUGUACGAUGCGAUGGUCAACCUUGGCUAUGACCCGGUAUAUGAUGGGAGCGACGGUCGGGAUGCCGGCAGCGUCUGGAACCCUCCUCUCGCCAUUAACCAGGACACCAAGACCCGGUCUUACUCUGGUAUUGAGUACUAUGGCAAGAACGCCGACCGGCCCAACUUCCACGUCUUGACCGGCGCCCAGGUGACGAAGAUCGAGCUGUCCGACACCCCGGACAGCAAUGGCAACCUCCGCGCUACGGGCGUGACAUACGUCUCCGGUGGUCAGACAUACACUGCAUCGGUUAGCAAGGACAUUGUGGUUAGCGGCGGCUCCAUCCAGUCUCCGCAGAUUCUUGAGUUGUCCGGUAUCGGCAACAAGACUCUUCUGGAGAGCCUCGGCAUUCAGAGCAAGAUCGACCUGCCGGGCGUGGGCGAGAAUUACCAGGAUCACCUGGUGAACUACGAGCAGUUCAUCGUCCCUGACUACAUUGAGACGUGGGACGUCGAGGACAACCCGGACAGGAACGCCACGGUCUGGCAGGAAUACCUCGUGAACAAGACCGGCCCUUACACGUCCUCUGUGACUGUCAUCUCCUACCAGAGCGCAGCCAAAGUCGUCAACAACGAUACCCUCCUGCUGCAAUGGCUUGCGGAGCUCGACGCGCAGUUCAAUGCCUCCAACCCGUCUCCUGGUCGGCGCGCUAUGUAUGAGAUCGAGAGGAAGCGGUUGCUGCCGAACAGCGACGAAGCUUCUAUUGAGGUCUACGCUGCCCCCUUCAACGCAUACGCCAACCACUUCCAGUUGAACACUUCGUACAUCCAAAUCUCAUCUGUCCCCUCCCACCCAUUCUCCCGUGGCUCCAUCCACGUGACGUCCUCAAACCCCACGGACAAGCCCGCUAUUGAUCUCAACGCAUGGGCAUUCGACAUUGAUAAGCACCUAAUGGCCGCCAGUGCCAAGUGGUGCCGCACCAUUGCAGACACCGAGCCUAUUAAGGAUCUCAUUCAGGAGUACAGCUACCCGGGGCCGGAUGUCACGACGGAUGAGCAAUGGGAACAGUUCGUGGCGGAGACCGUCAUGACGCCGUUCCACCCUUGCUGCACAAACGCCAUGCUUCCUAAGGAAUUCGAUGGUGUUGUGGACAGCAAGCUCAAGGUGUACGGCACUGCUAACCUGCGCGUUGCCGAUGUUUCUAUCCUUCCAUUGCAACUUGGUACUCACCUGAUGGGCACGGCCUACGCUAUCGCCGAGCAGGCCGCCGAUAUCAUCAAGGCGGACUACGGCCAGUCCUCAUGA